AUGUCGAACCCAUCCGUCCUCAAUCGGCUCCUCACCCGCCUCGACCACACUCUCCUCGAGCCCGAACCCACCAACACCGUCCUCCACCAAUCGCAAUACGAGCGCAACCGCGUCGGCGCCCUGAUCGAACACGCCCGCAGUCUCCACCUCACCCUCGAGCGCGAAGCAGCAGCCAUCCGCGUGCAGUCGCAGCGACAACAGCAGCAGGCCGAACUCCAACGGCAGCGCGAGCACAUCAAGACGCUCGCCGGCAAACUCCGGGAGAUCUCACACGCAGCCGACGACGACGACGAUGACAGCGAUGAUGAAAAUCCCACAGGAGGAGAAGAUGGCGAUACUGACGGACGGGAGGACAUCCUAGCAAACUACGCGCCCGCGCGAGCCGCGCACGCGAAUUCCGGCCUCGAAGUCCAAUCGUCGCUGAAAAGCUCCCAAGCACCACCACCACCACCGGCGCCGCCCUCGGAACUCCGCUCCCGACGGACCGACGCCUCCCCGAAUCAGACAAACGCCUCCUCCUCAUCAGCGACGAGCUCCGCGCGCGACAAGCUCUUCGCCGGCAGCGCCAGCCUCAAAGCCUCGACCACAACCGCAGAGGACACCAGCAACGUGCAGCGCACCGAGACGCUCAUGUCGCACAACCGGCACGAACAGGAGGCGCUCACGGACGGCCUGCUGGGCCUGGCGCGCGCGCUGAAGGCGUCGUCGCAGGCCUUUGGCGCGUCGCUCGAGACGGAGAAGGAAGUCCUGGCGAGGGCGGAGCGCGGGUUGGAUAAGAAUUCGCGGGAUAUGGAGAGCGCCGGAACCAAGAUGUCGACGUUGAGGAGGAUGGCUGAGGGGAAGGGCUGGUUCGGGAGGUUGAAGCUGUAUGGGUUUAUUGGAGGGUUGUGGUUGGCGUGUUUCCUGUUGGUGUUUUUGGGGCCAAAGUUGAGGUUUUGA
Dissoconium aciculare CBS 342.82 is the source of this 939-nucleotide messenger RNA. RefSeq lists its product as uncharacterized. Bases 1 to 939 code for a protein of 312 amino acids. The record is from RefSeq and is a predicted model, not a curated record. Gene Ontology annotation, molecular function: SNAP receptor activity. Gene Ontology annotation, biological process: retrograde vesicle-mediated transport, Golgi to endoplasmic reticulum. Lineage: Eukaryota; Fungi; Ascomycota; Dothideomycetes; Mycosphaerellales; Dissoconiaceae. Gene Ontology annotation, cellular component: SNARE complex; endoplasmic reticulum. The transcript has a single exon.